Molecule: messenger RNA, 3467 nt
Organism: Oncorhynchus masou masou (cherry salmon)
Lineage: Eukaryota; Metazoa; Chordata; Actinopteri; Salmoniformes; Salmonidae
Product: NLR family CARD domain-containing protein 3-like
Exons: 12
Coding region: 401-3385 (994 amino acids)
Biological process (GO): intracellular signal transduction
Molecular function (GO): protein binding
Source: RefSeq, a predicted model, not a curated record
GAGACAGCAACAGAAUAGGAUAUGAUAGAGAGAGACACCAGACAAGACACAGAGACAGCAACAGAAUAGGAUAUGAUGGAGAGAGACAGACAAGACACAGAGACAGCAACAGAUGACACAGAGAAAGUAAUGGAGAGAGACAGAAGAAUAGAGUUCCAGACAGUUGUAGAAUGUAUGCCAAGACACAUUGUAAGAGCUAUAAAGAGAGAGGGAGAGAGAACAGGCAGAACCUGAUAUGUAAAUGAGCAGAGCAAAUGAAAGUAACUUUUGACGACCCGAUGAUCAUUCAGACUCUGUUUCUAUUGAGAGAUAAAAGGCUGGUUGAAUGAGUUGUCUAUGAAAGCUACUUCAUCUGCAAGAAAACAGGCAUCUGCACCAGUGACUGGGUCAGUGCUCUAAAAUGAGUCUCUCUGGGGAGAGAAAGGAGGGGGGCCCUGCCUCGAAAAUGAGUGUCUCUGGGGAGAGAAGGGAGGGGGUCCCUGACUCUAAAAUGCAUCUCUCUGGGGACCAUGACACCAAAGCUAAGAGUCCAAUCCAGCAGGAGAGACCAGCCUCCCCUGUUCCCAGCUGUGUGUCCAUGAAGAGUGACCAGUCUAUGAUGCAACCUAUGGAGUUUAGAGAGGGAGACUUUUCUACUGAACAAAGACCAAUCCAGCAGGAGAGACCAGCCUCCCCUGUUCCCAGCUGUGUGUCCAUGAAGAGUGACCGGUCUAUGGAUCAUCCUAUAGAGUUCAGAGAGGGAGACUUUUGUACUGAACAAAGAAACCAACAGGAGAGAUCAGAGUCAGAGAUUCUCAGUGGUCAGUCUUCCCGGAGUCAUCAAACAGACCUGGCCUCCAUAUUCAGUUUGCUUGAAGAGAAAAUGAUGACAUUUAUGAAGAACGAGCUGAAGAUGUUCAAGAGGAUUCUUAGUCCAGAACUCCCAGAAGGCUUUGAGAGUCAGAAGCAGGAUAAGGAAGUGGUGGAUGCUGAAGAUGAGAAGCAGGAGAGCAGUGCCAGAGAGGGGGCUCUGAAGAUCACACUGCACAUCCUGAGGAAAAUGAACCAGAAGGAGCUUGCUGACACACUGGAGAAAUGUAAGAUCUAUGAGUUUGCUGUGAUUUGCCAACGUGAACUCAAAUCUAAUCUAAAGAAGAAGUUUCAAUGUGUAUUUGAGGGGAUCGCUAAACAAGGAAACCCAACACUUCUCAAUAAGAUCUACACAGAGCUCUACAUCACAGAGGGUGGAACAGGAGAGGUCAAUAAUGAACAUGAGCUGAGACAGAUUGAGACAACAACCAGGAAACAAGCAAGACCAGAGACUGCAAUCAAAUGUAACGACAUCUUCAAACCCUUAACUGGACAAGACAAACCUAUCAGAACUGUGCUGACAAAGGGAGUCGCUGGCAUUGGAAAAACAGUCUCUGUGCAGAAGUUCAUUCUGGACUGGGCUGAAGGCAAAGCAAAUCAGGAUGUCCAAUUUGUAUUUUCAUUCCCUUUUCGGGAGCUGAAUUUGAUGAAAGAGGACAAACACACUUUCAUUGAACUUCUUAAUCACUUCUCAAUGGAAACCAAACAAUCAGGAAUCUCCAACUACGACAAGUACAAAGUUCUGUUCAUCUUUGAUGGUCUGGAUGAGUGCCGACUGCCCCUAGACUUCCAGAAGAACAAGAUCUGUUGGGACGUCACAGAGUCAACCUCAGUGGAUGUUCUGCUGACAAAUCUCAUCAAGGGAAAUCUGCUUCCCUCUGCUCUCCUCUGGAUAACUACCCGACCUGCAGCAGCCAAUAAGAUCCCUUCAGGAUGUGUUGACCAGGUGACAGAGGUACGAGGGUUCAAUGACCCACAGAAGGAGGAGUACUUCAGGAAGAGAUUCAGCGAUGAGGACCUGGCCAGCAGAAUCAUCUCACACAUAAAGACAUCAAGGAACCUCCACAUCAUGUGCCACAUUCCAGUCUUCUGUUGGAUUUCUGCAACAGUCCUUGAACACAUGUUGAGUACAGACAAGAGAGAAGUGAUGCCCAAGACUCUGACUGAGAUGUACACACACCUUGUGGUGUUUCACACCAAACAGAAGAAUGAAAAGUAUCUUGGGGAAGAAGAGACAGGUCCACACUGGAAUAAAGAGAGCAUUCUGUCACUGGGAAAACUGGCUUUUCAACAGCUUGUGAAUGGCAAUCUGAUUUUCUAUGAAGAAGACCUGAAAGAGGCUGGAAUUGAUGUCAAUGAAGCCUCAGUGUACUCAGGAUUGUGCACACAGCUCUUUAAAGAGGAAUGUGGGCUGUACCAGGACAAGGUGUACUGCUUCGUACAUCUGAGCAUUCAGGAGUUUCUGGCUGCUGAAUAUGUGUUCCUCUCAUUCAUCAACAACAAUGAGAAUCUAAUGGACAAACUGCAAACAAAAGACGAGCCUGAAGUUACUGUCUACAAGAGUGCUGUGGAUAAAGCCUUACAAAGUGAGACGGGAAACCUGGACCUUUUCCUCCGCUUCCUUCUGGGCCUCUCACUGGAGUCCAAUCAGAAGCACUUACAAGGUCUACUGACAAAGUCAAGAAGCAGCUCACAGAGCCAUGAAGAAACAGUCAAGUACAUCAAGGAGAAGAUCAGGGAGAAUCUCUCUCCAGAGAGGAGCAUCAAUCUGUUCCACUGUCUGAAUGAACUGAAUGACCAUUCUCUAGUGGAGGAGAUCCAAAGAUACCUGAGAUCAGGAAGUCUCUCUAGAGCCAAACUGUCACCUGGACAGUGGUCAGCUCUGGUCUUUGUGUUGCUGACUUCAGAAAAGGAGCUGGAUGUGUUUGACCUGAAGAAAUACUCCAGAUCAGAGGAAGGUCUUCUGAGGCUGCUGCCAGUGGUCAAAGCCUCCAGAGCUGUUCUGCUGUCAGGCUGUGGAGUCACAGAGGAAGGCUGUGCUUCUCUGGUCUCAGCUCUGAGGUCAAACCCCUCACACCUGAGAGAGCUGGAUCUGAGUAACAAUGACCUGAAGGAUUCAGGAGUGGAGCUGCUCUCUGCUGGACUGGGGGAUCCCCACUGUAAACUGGAGACUCUGAGGCUGUCAGGCUGUCUAGUCACAGAGGAAGGCUGUGCUUAUCUGGUCUCAGCUCUGGAGUCAAACCCCUCACACCUGAGAGAGCUGGACCUGAGAAACAAUGACCUGAAGGAUUCAGGAGUGAAGCUGCUCUCUGCUGGACUGGGGAAUCCCCACUGUAAACUGGAGACUCUGAGGCUGUCAGGCUGUCUAGUCACAGAGGAAGGCUGUGCUUCUCUGGUCUCAGCUCUGAGGUCAAACCCCUCACACCUGAGAGAGAUGGACCUGAGCUACAAUCACCCAGGAGACUCAGGAGUCAGACUGCUCUCUGCUGGACUGGAGGAUCCACACUGCAGACUGGAGAAACUCAAAUGUCUGUGAUCUCACACUGGACCCAAACACAGUAAACAGACGCCUCUCUCUGUCUGAGGAGAACAGAAAGGUGACAUGUAGGAGAGAGGAG